AAGAUAUGUAGGUGCAAGAAAUUCCUACUCCAGCCAAAAAUUUCAAAGCCGCAUCAUACACACAAUUUCCACAAAUUCACAUUAUAUUGUACUAAAACAAACUCAUAACUUUAUCAGAAAUGCCAACUACUAUCAUUUCAACAUUUGAUAAAUGAUCAAGAACACACCUUCUUGACAUACAUAUAUAUAUAUUUGUAUUAACACACACACGUACAAAUUAAACCACCAUGGGAGAAUCGGAUGAAGAUGAUAAAGAAUUCGGCGUUAGCCGAAAGAUAAUGGUCGCCGCCAUCUUCUCAUUAUUUGCAGUGGUGAUGCUUAUAAUUCUUCUACAUCUUUACUCUAGAUAUCUCCAAAGACUCCAAGAAAGAAGACGCCGUGCAGCAAUUCAUCGAUUGAGAAGGCAGAUAGCACCAGAAAUAGCUAAUUUCUCCGUCGAACAACCUAAGGUAGGCCUUGACUCUAUUGUCAUAGCCUCAAUUCCAGCAUUCAAAUAUAAUCAAACCGACCAGCUUGGUCAUGAUGAAGCUUUGGAGUGCUCGGUUUGUUUGAGUACGGUAGUAGAAGAUGCUAUGGUUAGACUAUUACCGAACUGUAAGCACAUGUUCCAUGUAGAGUGUAUUGAUAUGUGGCUAGGGUCACAUACUACUUGUCCUAUAUGUCGCGCCGUGGCUGAACCUAUGAUCCAACCAUCGGCUCCGCCCCUACAGGAGGGAAAUACGUUACCUAGUGUUCCUGAGAUGGAGAAGGGCAGUGCAUCAUCAGGCUCGCGAUUUGGCUCGUUUCGAUGGAUGGUUAGUAGAGAUAGAUCGUCAAGGGCUCGAAGUUGUGGUGAGGAAAUUUCUGUACAAGAUUUGGAAAGGCAGUGAGUCAUUGACAAAUGAAUCUUCUUGAUAAAUAUAUACUUUUUUUUUUAUUGUAACUGAGAUUGCUAUGAGAACUUGAUUUUUUUUCCUUGUAUUGGAUUAUGAGUUUGUUAAAGAACAAUUAGCCUGUAUCAUAAUUAGUACACAUAAUUUUAAUUUUAAAAUGAUUUUUCGUUA
Molecule: messenger RNA, 1043 nt
Organism: Ricinus communis (castor bean)
Lineage: Eukaryota; Viridiplantae; Streptophyta; Magnoliopsida; Malpighiales; Euphorbiaceae
Product: E3 ubiquitin-protein ligase ATL41
Exons: 1
Coding region: 228-869 (213 amino acids)
Biological process (GO): protein ubiquitination
Source: RefSeq, a predicted model, not a curated record